GGGCUUGGCGGCCAUUUUGGAAGUCAUCUAGUGUUCUCCGCUUCGCUUCAUUCACACGCUGUUUUCAAAUGAAUUAAGCUCCUAAAGCAGAAAUGAUGGCGAACGUAGCGACCGCGGUGGCCGCAGCUGCCGGAAGAGACCCUGCUGUAGACCGCUCUUUAAGAUCUGUCUUCGUGGGAAAUAUACCAUAUGAAGCAACAGAAGAGCAACUGAAAGACAUCUUCUCAGAGGUUGGACUUGUUGUCAGUUUCAGGUUGGUAUAUGACAGAGAAACAGGAAAGCCAAAAGGUUAUGGCUUCUGUGAGUACCAGGACCAGGAGACAGCCCUCAGCGCCAUGCGCAACCUCAACGGUCGAGAGUUCAGUGGCCGAGCCCUGCGUGUUGACAAUGCAGCCAGUGAGAAAAACAAAGAAGAGCUCAAAAGUUUGGGCACUGGAGCUCCCAUCAUUGAGUCACCAUACGGAGAUAGCUGCCCAUCUGAGGAGGCUCCAGAGUCUAUUAGCAGAGCUGUGGCUAGCCUGCCACCAGAGCAGAUGUUUGAGCUUAUGAAACAGAUGAAACUGUGUGUUCAGAACAGUCCACAAGAGGCCAGGAACAUGCUCCUGCAGAAUCCCCAGCUAGCCUACGCUCUGCUGCAGGCACAGGUCGUCAUGAGGAUCGUAGACCCUGAGAUUGCUUUGAAAAUGCUUCAUCGACAAGCUGCUGUGCAGCCCAUAAAUCCUAGCAGCCAGUCAGGGCCUUUGCCGGUGCCUAAUCAGCCUCAUGCUCAGCCCAGUGCUCCAGUGUCCCAGCCCCAGGCCAUGCCGGGAAUGCAUGUGAAUGGUGCUCCCCAGAUGAUGCCACCUUCUCAAAUGGGAGGUGGAGUACCAGGGCCAAUGGCAGGACAGGGGCCAAUGCCAGGACAAGGCCCUAUGCCAGGACCAGGGCCUCUGGGGCCUGGAGGUGGAAUGCAGCCUCAGAUGGGGAUCCCCCAAGGAGGCCCGGUUCCUAUGGACAGAGGUGCAGGAAGCCUUCAGGACUCUCCUGUAGGAUCAUCUGGGCCAGCUGCUAUCGAACGGCCACAAGUGCCCAUGGUAGACCCACGGGCUCCUAUGCGAGGAGCGCCACCAGGACCUCAAGGGAUUCCACCGAGAGGUCUUCUGGGUGAUGGGCCUAAUGAUCCACGAGGUGGAUCACUAGUAAAUGUGGGAGGAGAAGUAGUGGAGCCCCGUGGUUAUAUGGGAGGUCCUCCACCACACCAAGGCCCACCCAUGCAUAUGGGCCCUCCAGAAAUGCGUGGACCCCAUGACAUGAGAGGGGCACCAAUGUUGGGAGAGCCCAGGGGCCCUAUGAUGGAUCAGCGUGGUCCACCCAUGGACUCUAGAGGCCAAAUUCCUCCAGGCCGCGAUCCUCGAGCUGUAGAAACUCGGGGUCCUGCGGCAGGCCAGAGGGUCCCAGUAGCAGGUGGAAUGCAGGGUGCUCCUUCUCACGCAAUGCCUUCAAAUGCUCCGCCAUCUGCCCGACCUGGUCCUGCAUCUGAGGUGUCUUCACAAGAUCACGAAAAGGCUGCUUUAAUCAUGCAGGUACUCCAGCUGACCCCCGAACAGAUCGCCAUGCUUCCCCCUGAGCAGAGGCAGAGUAUCCUCAUCCUGAAAGAGCAGAUUCAGAAAACUGCUGGUGCCCCUUGAAGAUUUGAGGGGGGGAAAAAAGCCUAACACCCCAUCCCCCCCGCCCCCUUUUUUUUUUUUUUUUGUGUCUUUUUGCAGGUUAUAAGAAAACUGUUGAGACAAUAAUUCCUGCAUCUGUGGGCAUGUAACAUGACCUUUUUUUUUUUUUCUCUUCCCGUAAGCAGUUGCUUAACAUGCCAUUGUGACUUUUCUUUUCAGGAUGUUAUCACUGCUUGAAAUUUCUAAACCUUGAGACAAGUUUCUUCCUCUUGUUUUAAGGACUGAGAUAUGCAUACAAUGUGCAGACCAUACCGAUUGUUAUCUUCAUUGUUUGCCAUUGAAGGUCUAGGAUGUUCUUUUUGUUCAUUACAAGUUGCUGUUUUUUUUGGAGUGCAAAUGUGUAGUAAUGGGGGCAGCAACUGAUUCGAACUGCAAAAGAAACCUGAAUCUGAUCCCACUAGAAGACAAAUACAAUGGGUAAAAUUUGUUGAUUUUAAUAAUUACUAAAACUGUGCUGGUGAUCUGAAUGUUUUUGUUUUUCAAUAAAAUACUGAGAAAGAA
Silurus meridionalis is the source of this 2207-nucleotide messenger RNA. RefSeq names its product cleavage stimulation factor, 3' pre-RNA, subunit 2 (gene cstf2). Gene Ontology annotation, cellular component: mRNA cleavage and polyadenylation specificity factor complex. The transcript has 14 exons. NCBI's taxonomy places the organism in Eukaryota, Metazoa, Chordata, Actinopteri, Siluriformes, Siluridae. Bases 93 to 1667 code for a protein of 524 amino acids. The record is from RefSeq and is a predicted model, not a curated record. Gene Ontology annotation, molecular function: mRNA binding. Gene Ontology annotation, biological process: mRNA 3'-end processing.